AUCAACGGUAUUUUCCGGCUUCUCGAAUGGCGGACGAACCCGAAUUCGGUGAGCAUGAUGUACAGCUCGCUUUAUCGAACUCUUUGACCCUGGGAAACACUGAAAACGAGACCGAGAAAGAUCCAAGCUACGAACUGGUGAGCAGGAACAAGGAAUCACAGAAGAAUGAACGAACACCUUUGGUGCGCACCGUGGACCCAGAAGAACAGGAAUCCCCAUCCGCGUGGAGUACAAAUUUUAAACGAUUUCGCUCGUUUACCAUGUCUCAUUUCACAGUAUCGUUGGUAGAAAAGGAAUGUCGCGAUAGGCAAGCUUCUGCUGUUCUUGCCGGCUGGAAUGUGACUAAUCUGAUUCAAGGAAUGGGAAUUCUUGGAGUUCCCUAUGCCGUGCGGGAGGGAGGAAUUGCGGCAGUUAUUUGUAUCUUCAUUGUAGCUGUGUUCUGCGAUGUGACUGGAAUUCUUCUGGUCGAUUGCUUAUACGAAGUCUCUCCCCGUAGCAAGCUGAGGAAGAGGAUUCGUAGUUCUUACCCUGAUGUAGGUGAAGCAGUGUGGCCUGGUGUGGGAGGGAGGGUGGUUAGUGUUGUCCAGACAAUAGAACUGUAUGCGGCUGCCAUCCUUUACUUAGUGCUCUUAACGACCAUGUUUUAUCAGAUUACAAACAAGUUUUUACCUCUCACUCUAAAUGAAUGGGCCGUCCUCUGUUCUAUAGCUGUCCUGCCAAGUGUCUUCAUCACAAGAUUGUCGCUUAUUGCCUGGAUGAGCAUGCUGGCAGUGUUCUCCCUAAUGUCUGCGCUGGCUGUUAUGGUAGCCUACUGUGUUGUACGAUAUGAUCAGUGGACUGUGGACAACAUCCCAUCCUUUGAUAUAAAUACAUUUCCUGUUGGGUUUGGUAUCGUGACAUUCAGUUACUGUGCUCAUGCAGUUUUCCCUGGAAUAGAGGGCAGUAUGAGGGAACCAAAGAAAUUCAACAAAAUGAUGCAUGUUUCCUUCUUCAUCUCAGCUGCUGUUAAAGCUUUGUUUGGUGUAUUCGCUGUCCUAACAUUUGGCUUGGCUACAGAACAAGUAUUUACCAUAAACUUGGCAGGCAAUGUAGGUUUCAACACAGCAGCAACAGCUUUUGUGGCAACAAAUGUAUUCUUUUCAUUCCCACUACCACUGUUUGUAGUGGUGGAAACAUUUGACAGUACUGUUGGGCCAUACUUUCCUCAUUUAAAGAAAGGUACAAAGUAUCAUUGGUUCUGGUUAGUACUAACAAGGACCUUGCUUGUAACAUUUGCCCUUUUCAUUGCCUUGGUUGUGCCCCAUUUUGGCCUGUUGAUGGGUUUUGUGGGCAGUUUCACUGGCACAUGCCUAUCUUUUGGAUUUCCGUGUAUAGCUCAUCUUAAGUUACGGUGGAAUUCCCUGCGCUGGUAUCACAUUAUGGCGGAAAUUCUUCUUAUUGUGUUUGGAGUUUUAGCAGGCGGUUUAGGUUUUGUUUAUUCAGGUAAAGCACUUGUGGACUCAUUUAGGACAUUUCAGUGAAAAUAAUUAAUAGUUUAAUUUAACUACAUGAAGAGUACAGGAGCAGUCUUAACCUUUCAUUCUAAAGAUCGUAUUAGUAAUUCUCCUUACAUUUUUUUCCCCCACCAUACAAUUAUUAAGUUAGCUCAGAUAAAUUGCCAUUGGCAGGAUCAACCAAGAAUUCCUAAUUGAUUUUUUUCUUUAUUCUUUUCACUUGUCUGCUUGAUAUUGGUUUGUUAUGGAAGGAGGAAUUCUUUCUUGGUAACUCAUUGGAGUUUAAGGGUUAAGAGAUCUAAAAUUCAUUUCUAAUUGUAUCAGUUCAGAGUCUAGGUACUUUCAAAAAAAUUAUGAUCAUCUUUGGGAAAUAUUUUGCCAUAGCCUCUACAAUUAUCACAAACUAUUUAAUUAAAAGAUGUCAGGAAAUUAUAUCAUCAGGAAAUUUAUUUUAUGAUAAGCAAAUAAAUUUGAUGGCUACUGUUUGUUUUAUUCUGUAAACUUGUCAUGUAUGAGUUAAUAAAUUAAAUGUAACAGAUAGUAGAGUGUUUAACUAAUAUGGAGAACCAGUUAGGCAAGAGUGAAAAAAGCCAAUAAUUGUAAUGAGAGUGGAAAAAAAAAAAAAAGAAUGGGACAAAAUAUACUUUACAUUAAAUUACAGUUUAUACUGUUACAUUCUUUGUUUUAAUUCAUUGACUUUUGUCAGACUCUGUGGCUGAAGGAGCCAUUAGGGGUGAGUUUCUUAUUUUCUCAAAUCUUUAUUAAGGGAUCUGAUGGAUUUUUUUGUUUUUGUUUUAAUGAACCUGAAAUGAGAUUACUGGACAGGUAAUGUUUUAAAUGAAGAUCAAUUUUAAUAAGUUGUGUAGAUGUGUUUUUUGAAAGCUUUGUUCAACACCCAUUGACUUCAGGUGCAUUGUGGUAAUCAAGGUUGAUGUUAGGAUUUAGAGGUGAUGUGAGUUUCUUUUUAUUUUUAAUCAAUGCGCAAUGAGUUAAGGGGUGUUUUGCCUCUUUUGGGGGCCUAGAACUCCUGGCUGGAGUGUGAAGUGACUCUAGAAGACAUGGUGAAUGGUGACUUGAAUUGUUACCAAAACAUUAAGCUUCUAGGUGCCAUGAUAUAUGUAAAAUUGAGAGGGUAGUUCUUAUUCUGAUUAUACAAUAUUGGUCCAAUAUCAGUCCAAUAUUGGAUAUUUUUGUACUGAUUUGAAUAAUGAUUUAUAAUCAAGUUGUUCAAAAUUGAGAACUAUUAAAGUUUUUUUUAUCAAUUAGAA
Pocillopora damicornis (cauliflower coral) is the source of this 2761-nucleotide messenger RNA. RefSeq names its product vesicular inhibitory amino acid transporter-like. Gene Ontology annotation, molecular function: L-amino acid transmembrane transporter activity. Gene Ontology annotation, biological process: amino acid transmembrane transport. NCBI's taxonomy places the organism in Eukaryota, Metazoa, Cnidaria, Anthozoa, Scleractinia, Pocilloporidae. Gene Ontology annotation, cellular component: vacuolar membrane. The record is from RefSeq and is a predicted model, not a curated record.